AGAAGGAAAAAUCCAUGGCCACAAUAAACGAAGAUGAUGAUGUAGUAGAGCUCGAUAUAGACGAGAUCCAAGACACUGCAACAGGAACUCAGGUAGGGGCAUCGAAAGGCAAGCGAAAAAGAAGAUUGACCUCACCUGUGUGGCAAUUCUUUGAGAAGUUGGCAGAAAAGUCUAUUGAUGGAGUUCGAUGAUUAUGCUGAUAAUGUGUAUUCAGCAUCUUCGAAAAAGUCUGAGCUAGAAAAGUACUUAGAUGAGACAAGGAGCGAUAGAAAGACAAAUUUGGACAUUCUUGAGUAUUGGAAGAUUAACUCCCAACGAUAUCCGACAGUUGCAAGGAUGGCUCGUGAUGUUUUGAGCAUUCCCAUAUCCACGGUUGCCUCCGAGGCAGCAUUCAACUGUGGAGGUCGUGUUCUUGAUCAGUAUCGGAGUUCUUUGAAACCCGACCUUGUGGAAGCACUCAUGUGCUCUCGAGAUUGGCUUUAUGGAUUAGCCGAUGGUUGUGGAAUCUCCGUGAAUCAACUCACAGAGGAUGUCAUGAACUUAAACAUUAGCGAGGAGCCAUCAACUCAAGGGUCCAAUACUGUGGUUAAUUAAGGGAGAGAUUAGCUCUUGGGAAUAUCAACAAGUAU
Punica granatum (pomegranate) is the source of this 629-nucleotide messenger RNA. NCBI's taxonomy places the organism in Eukaryota, Viridiplantae, Streptophyta, Magnoliopsida, Myrtales, Lythraceae. The record is from RefSeq and is a predicted model, not a curated record.